Messenger RNA from Gossypium raimondii (Peruvian cotton), 1908 nucleotides. RefSeq lists its product as uncharacterized. The transcript has a single exon. The record is from RefSeq and is a predicted model, not a curated record. The coding region runs from base 1 to 1908 and encodes 635 amino acids. NCBI's taxonomy places the organism in Eukaryota, Viridiplantae, Streptophyta, Magnoliopsida, Malvales, Malvaceae.
AUGGGUGUUGUCAAGCUUGAUGACUCACCUAGCACAGAAAAUCUGCUAUCCAAUCAUACCGAUAAGGGAGUGAAUAUGACGAGCGAAAGUAGGGGAGAAGAAGUCAAGAGCGACAUUGCUGAAGUAAAAACUCCGUUGAAAUGGGUCUGGAGAGAGAUGGCGAAGAAAGGGCUAGUUAUUUCAGAUUUUGAAGAAAGGUAUGAGGCUGAAAACUAUUGUGAAUUCCACCGUGAAGUAGGACAUGAGAUUCAAGAAUGUAAGGGAUUCAAGGCUCUGGUCCAAAACAUGAUGGAUAACAAAGAGAUGAGGUUUUAUAAAAAGGUGAAGGGUAAAGGAAAUAUUUGCGCAUCAGAGCCAGUAAAGAAGACUCCGAAAAUGAAUCAUCCUGUGGUCAUCAUUUUAUGCCCUCGGAGCAAUGAGUUUAGGGUUCAGAUAACACCAAAAAUUAUAAUCCAGAAACCAUCAAAUUUCUCAUAUAAGGAUAGCAAAAUGGUGUCGUGGAAUUAUGGGUGCAAUGUGACAAUCUUGGGAAAAGAAGCGGAGAGAAAUCAGGAAAUAGGUUCUUACACGCGCAAUGGGAAGCGAUAUGAUGCUCAGGCAGAAUCGUCAAGAGAAGAGAAUUGGAAAAAAGAGCAGAGGAAAGGGAAGGCAGUGGAAGUUGAGCCAUUGGUUAAUGAGCCAAUAAAGGAAGAGGAGGCAAAUGAGUUUUUAAAGUUUUUGAAACACAGCGAAUACAGCGUUGUGGAACAACUGUGCAAACAACUGGCCCGCAUUUCUAUAUUAACUUUGCUCCUAAGUUCAGAAGUACAUCGAAGUGCACUAAUGAAAGUACUAAAUGAAACAUAUGUGGCUGAUGAUAUUUUGGUAAACAAGCUGGAUUGGUUGGUCAACAAUAUAAGUGCUGACAAUUUUAUCUUCUUCAGUGAUGACGAAAUACCAUCUGGAGGAAGGGGUUCUACUAAAGAUCUGCACGUUACUACCCGAUGCAAAGGGUACACACUCCCGGGGGUCUUGGUUGAUAAUGGAUCUGUACUGAACGUAUUGCCUUUAUCUACUCUUAGUCGGUUACCGGUGGACAGUUCAUAUAUGAAAGCAUGCCAGACCAUAGUAAGGGCAUUUGAUGGAACGGAAAAGAGGGUUGUGGGGAGAAUUGAUGUACCGUUAAGGAUUGGCCCAACUACUUAUGAGGUGGACUUCUUGGUAAUAGAUAUUAAGCCUUCCUACAACUGUUUAUUGGGAAGACCAUGGAUGCACUCAGCUGGGGCAGUACCUUCAUUGCUACAUCAGAAGGUGAAGUUAGUAUCAGAGGGUCGGUUGAUAAUAAUAAAUGCGGAGGAAGAUAUCAUCGCAAUAGUAACUGGUGAUGCACCUUAUGUGGAAAUUAACGAUGAGGCAGUGAAAUGUUCUUUUCGGUCAUUAGAAUUUGUGAAUGUGAUGUUUAUUACUGAAGGAAGCAGAAUUUCGGUACUGAAAAUAUCCAGGACCACAGAGAUGGGGUUGCGAUUGAUGAUUGGAAGAGGAGCUUCACCCAGGAAAGGAUUGGGAAAAUAUCUUCAAGGAAAGAUUGAAACACCGAUGCUGAAGGAAAAGUUUGAUAGUUUUGGCUUAGGAUACGAGCCAGACAUGAAGCAGAAGAAGAAAGAAGUAGAGAAAAGACAAGAGAGAAGAAGGGCACGUUUAAGCGAAUAUGAAGUUAAGUGGGAGCCUUUGACCUUUCCCCACAUAUCUACAUCUUUUGUGUCGGAUGGGUUUAUUCACCCUGAGCGAGGAGUGUCCAGAAGCGAAGGCAUUGAAGAAACAACGGAGAAAAAGGCCCUGUUGGAGAUCUGCCCUUACGAACCUGGGAGCGACCUAAACAAUUGGACUGCGAAAGAAAUCCCUGUAGUCUUUAUGGCUUAUUCAGAGUAA